CUACUUAAACACGAUUGGUGAAGUGAAAAAUGCUAGUAAGCAAGAAAAACUAGCAAAAAAAUAUGAAACUUGUUUGCAAAAAACCGAGAGCGAAGUAGAACCAACUCCAUUUAUGCAAAAUGCUUUCAGCCCAGAGGGAAGUUCUACACAAAAUUCUACUCACGAUGAAAACACUACACAAGACUUUGUUUCUGAGGAAAACACCACACAAGACUUUAAUUUUAAGGAAAACACUAU
Molecule: messenger RNA, 237 nt
Organism: Racocetra persica
Lineage: Eukaryota; Fungi; Glomeromycota; Glomeromycetes; Diversisporales; Gigasporaceae
Source: the annotation of a GenBank genome assembly